AUGGAUCCCGAAAACCCAAUAGAACCUGCAAGCAAAAAACGAAAAACAACAACGGAUCUCAAACAAUGGAUCACCAACCAAACCAACGUCGGGCUGGAGAUCACAAAGCAACUCCUUCAAACCGAGUUCAAGAACACAAACAUGGUAUACUCGCCGCUAUCCAUCCACAUCGUCUUGAGCAUAGUAGCCGCCGGGAAACGUGGUUCCGAUCUGGAUGGGUUUCUUUCCUUUCUCAAGUCCAAGUCCGUCGACGACCUCAACUCCCUCGCCUACUAUCUCACCACUUCCGUUCUAGCCGAUCAAUCGGCCAAAGGCGGGCCAUGUUUGAACUUGGCCGUUGGUUUAUGGGCAGACCAGUCUGAACCUCUUGACGAUUCUUACAAAGAGGUGGUGUGCGAGUCUUACAAGGCUGCCCUAGAGCUAGUCGAUUUCAAGGCCAACCCUGAUAAAGUGAGAGUCGAAGUGAAUUCAUGGGUGGAGAAGAUGACAAAAGGCCUCAUCACUAAUAUUCUUUCUCCAAACGCAGUCACCAACCGAACAAGACGCAUCUUUGCCAAUGCUUUGUACUUCAAAGCCUCUUGGGAUGAGCGAUACAAGUUUUAUGAACCAUACACAAAGAAAGAGGAUCAUGAGUUUCACCUUCUCAAUGGGGACUCAAUAAAGGGAGUACCUUAUAUGACGAGCAGUGAUUCCCAUUUUAUGAAGGCUUUUGAUGGCUUUAAAUCUAUGUGCUUGCUUCUUCCAGAUACAAGAGAUGGGCUGCCAGCUCUGGCUGAGAAAGUUUGUUCAGAGCCCGGUUUUAUAGAUAGUCAUCUUAGCAGUUUAAAGCUAGACUGGGUUGAUGUGAGUGAAUUCUUGAUUCCAAAGUUUAAGUUUUCUUCGGCGUUUGAAACCUCUGGUAUUCUGGAGAAACUAGGACUGGCGAAUUUGUUAAACCCUCCUGUGAAAAUAUUUCAUGAAUCCUUGAUUGAAGUUGAUGAACAUAGUACAACAGCUGCAGCUGCUACUGUUUAUGAAGAUUAUUUAAUGUGUUCAAGUGGUGAUAUUGUUGAUGAGCCUCGAAGAAAAGAAGACUUUGUGGCAGAUCACCCAUUCAUAUUUGCCAUCAUGAAAGACAGUACAGUGCUGUUUAUGGGACAUGUUCUCAACCCCCUCGCAGGCUGA
Fragaria vesca subsp. vesca is the source of this 1164-nucleotide messenger RNA. RefSeq names its product serpin-ZX-like. The transcript has 2 exons. The record is from RefSeq and is a predicted model, not a curated record. NCBI's taxonomy places the organism in Eukaryota, Viridiplantae, Streptophyta, Magnoliopsida, Rosales, Rosaceae. Gene Ontology annotation, molecular function: serine-type endopeptidase inhibitor activity. Bases 1 to 1164 code for a protein of 387 amino acids.